Messenger RNA from Cicer arietinum (chickpea), 1732 nucleotides. RefSeq lists its product as uncharacterized. Gene Ontology annotation, molecular function: protein binding. The record is from RefSeq and is a predicted model, not a curated record. NCBI's taxonomy places the organism in Eukaryota, Viridiplantae, Streptophyta, Magnoliopsida, Fabales, Fabaceae.
AAUCACGCAGUCACCAUUUCUCUGUGACAAACACUACUUCCAACUCGGUGCUCCACCGUUUCCACUCCAAACCCAAAAUCACCGCGCCCUUUCGACUCCGCCACAAACCCCCUCACAACCAGAAUCCCAUUUCCUUCACCUGAAUCUCCAAUCAUCCUAAUUCGCGGAAGUGAAAUUAGGGUUAGGUUAACACUUCCCAAUCAUCAAUCCAUUCCUUAUUAACGAAUUGGUAACCCUAUCGUAGCUGCAUAAAUUUUCGCUUAAUUGAUAAUUUAGGGUUUUUACUGUCGAUAUGUCUAAUAAUUCGGGGGGUCGAGUUACCAUUACUCUUGGACGUAGCGGUCAGGUUGUGAAGAGGGGCAUAUCUGAUGUUGCUUUCUCUUCUUCUAUGUCUUCGGUUGGGACUAAGAGAUCUGUGAGAGACAGAAUUGGAAAUAAUGCAGACGGUUCUAUGUGGCAUGGAAAUGGACUUGGCGGCAAUAAACGACAGCGAGGAGAUGUAAGCAUGCAAAAUGGAUUGGAUGAUGGGCGUAUUGGCAAAGAUGAUCUCCGAGUGAAACUCAUGCAAAAAAGUGCAUCAAGGAUGGCUGAAAGUAAUGGAAAUAAGAGGCACGUGGACCUCCGUGAAAAAUUGUCGAAGACAGCUCACCAUUCACCGAACAGUUUUACUUCAAAGCAGCGCAUGCCUGAACCAAGGGAAACAAGCUUGUUCAGGUCAGUUCCCUCCGCUAGAAGUUCCGAUGAUUUAAUGCGUGUGGAGUCCAUGCGAAGCAAUUACACUCCAUGGACACUGGAUCAAAUUCGGAAAAGAUCACCAGAUGGGUUUCCAAGUACUUCCAGGGCAAUUUCCCCCCAAAGAAAUGUUGGAGACCUACAAAGAAGGCCAUUAAACAGGACAUAUGAUGGUGUCAGACCACUUACAUAUGUAGGUAGGGAUGUUCUUGAUGCUUCAAGGCCUCCAAAUGCUGCACCUUCAUCUUUCAUGUCACGAUCCACAGUAUCUACAUUGCCUCCAGUAACUGCUAAGCCUGUAACAUCUCAUCCUGUCCAACUUCCUCCGUCAAGCAGUGUUGCACAAAGGGCUCCGUUUGUGGGCGAGGAACAGCCAACACAAACUGUUGAUGGCCUGUUACAGGCACUGGGACUACAAAAAUAUGCCAUUCUCUUCAAGGCCGAGGAAGUGGAUAUGACUGCAUUGAAGCAGAUGGGAGAACAUGACCUCAAAGAACUUGGAAUUCCUAUGGGUCCUAGGAAAAAAAUUCUUCUUGCACUCUUGCCUCGUAAACGUCAACAGUGAUGAGUGUCUAUUGUGCUUGAUGCUGAAAUUGACACAUUGUUGGAUCCCAUGGCUUUAUAAAAUAUAUUAGCUGAUGGUAAAUUACACAUCUGAGAAACUUUACUAGUUAAUAGUAUACAUGCCUUGUUCCGUCUGGGGUUCGAGUGUCUCUUGUAUUCACUGUCACAUUUUUGCAUUCAAGAACAAGUAUCAGCUGAAAAUUUUGUUGCAAAUAUUGGUCUGUAAUGUACUGUAUGUACUUAUUUUAAUUGAAAGAAAUAGGAACCAGAAUCAGUUUAUUCCUAAUUGAUGUAGGAUUCAAAUUGAGAUUGAAAAUGACUGUGCUUUGUCUGGAAGAUUUUCCCUUGUAGUGAUCGAUACUGUGGAGUUGAUUUAUGCUCUUGGAAGAAUGUCGAGCUUUACCACUGAUCUCAAUGUUUGGGACGAAUAGUCAAA